CCGAGUCUUUUUUAACUCACCGCUAUGUUUGACCAACGAGUUCUCCUUGGUUGCUGUGGGCUUAUUGUUGGUCUUUAUCCUCUUGCAGAGAAACCCGGCCAGGCAACCAUUAUAUCCACAAAAGCAGACGUUCAAGCCAGUUCCAUAACAGUGAGAUGGAAUGCACCAGCUGAUGAUGGAGGGAGUCCUAUCAUAGCAUACAGAGUAAUCAUACUGAAGGGUGACACUAAGAAAGACAGUGUUAUUUUAACUGUUCUUCCUGAAACAAAUCACACUUUUACUGAUCUGGAGAGAGAUACAAACUACACGGUGAAAGUUUUUGCCAGAAAUGCUGUAUUUGAGGGAGAAGCUGCUUUAAACACAUUGAAGACAAACUUUGCAGUGAAAAUAAACGAUCUCCCCAGUUUAACAAUAGCGGAUACAAUUACCCUAACGUGGGAGGAGGCAGGAAAUAAUGGAAAAGUUAUCUCCCAAUACACCGUGUACCAAAGGAGAGUGACUGAUGGGAAGGUGGGAGACUGGAAAGAAAUAGGGAAAAUCGCGGAUGUUAAAGACAGACAAUUAGAAGUAAAUCUGAAGAAAGGAGAAGCGUAUGAAUUCGCUAUUACUGCUACUAAUGUAUUGGGUGAAGGCCUAAAACAAGAUGCAUCAAAGAUGAAGAGAGUUAUAGUGAUAGGGAUCCCGGCAACAGUGAAAAUAUAUGGCCUGCCAAGUGAAACAACAGAAAAUACAAUUACUCUGAGGUGGAUUGAGCCAAAAGACAAUGGAAAGAAAAUAACGUAAUACACUUUACCAGAGAACAAUGUUUGGUGGGAAACCAGGAAAAUGGACAAUAAUAAUGGAAAUCUCAGAUGCCGAAGUCAGAGAAUUUAAAGUAAAGUUGCAAAGAGGAAAAGUGUAUCAAUUUGCUGUAACUGCGACUAAUGGUGUCGGUGAAAGCCUAAUACCAGAUGAAAGAAACAUCCCGCAAGUCAAGGCGGUAGGAAUUUCAGGAAACAGAGAAGUUUACUUAACAGCGACCAUAAAUGAGAAUUGUAGCAGACGUUUAUUUGUUGGAGCCAAAUUUCCAAAUGUGGCAUGUGAAUUGGUUGUCAAUCACGGCUGUUUUGCUGCCCUUACCGUAGACAGCGGGUGUGGAAGUGUUAUUGUCAACUUCAUAAUGUACUUUAACGAAAUUGUGGCCAUUAGCGCAGUGUUGACUUCUCUGAAGAAUGCUGCAGAACAGAACAAAUUCGGGGUCUUUAGAGUUGACCCAGCCUCGAUCAAACAAGUUUCUUCAGCCACUGUGCCAGGUCCCGAGGAAUGUAACUGCCCAUGUAACGACGUCUUGUUAAAGGCCAUAAUUGGAGUUCUUGUCUUCAUAAUUCUUCUUCUAAUAAUUUACCUAAUCUGGCAACACAGGAAAGGUGUUGUUGGGAGGCAGAGGACGCACGAAGAUGAAAGAAGUGUUUAUGACGUAAGUGGCAAGAAUGAAAUGGAAUUAAAAGAUCUUCAAUCAAGUCUACCUGAUUCAGGCAACCUCACUCAGCCUCCUGCAGAAUACAUGAAUCUCAGAGAGGCUGGCAGAGAUAACAGAAAAGCACACAGUGCCGCUGCAGGUGCUGAUUACGCGCCUCUUAAUCCAUUAACAAUCUCCUGGGAAGUUCCAAGAGAUCACGUGACCAUAGAAAAAGUCAUUGGUAAAGGUGCUUUUGGUCAGGUUACUAAAGGAACAGUGGUCGAACUUCUGGGAAGGCCUGAAGCGAUUACAGUGGCUAUCAAAAUGCUUAAAUUUACGCAAUGUUCACCCUUCGCUUUUAACUUUCCCGUCAACGCUGCCGAGUCUGACAAGCGAGAUUUAAUGAAAGAACUGGAAACAAUGAAGCCGCUGAAACCUCAUCCUCAUGUCAUUGAACUUCUGGGAUGUGUUACGGAAUCUGAGCCACUCCUGGUACUGAUCGAAUAUGUUCCUUUCGGUGAUCUGCUUGGUUACCUAAGAAAGAGCCGUGAAUUAAAUGACACCUACUACAAAGACCCAGACAACAAACCACAAACAAAUCUGACGUCACAACAGCUGAUGAAGUUUGCAUGGCAAAUCGCUGAUGUCAUGAGUUACUUGUCCUCAAAAUCGAUCAUUCACCGGGACCUUGCAGCCCGUAACGUGUUGGUUGGACAAAAAGAAACGUGUAAAGUAAAAGACUUUGGAAUGGCCAGAGAUGUGCAGCUGGAAAAUAUUUAUGAACGAAAGACAAAGGGUCGUCUUCCAGUGAAGUGGACAGCCUACGAGGCAUUGUUGUAUGGCACAUAUACCACCAAAAGUGAUGUAUGGAGUUAUGGAGUUGUCCUUUACGAGAUCUUUACCAUAGGCGGUUCUCCGUAUCCACAGACGGAUGGGAGAAAGAUUGCCAACUUGCUCCAGCAGGGAUACAGAAUGCCUAAACCGCAACACGUGGAUGAUAAAUUGUACCAGAUCAUGAUGAGAUGCUGGCAAAAUGACCCCGACGCUAGACCGACUUUCACUAGCUUGAAAAACCAACUGAAAGACAUGGAAACCUUAUACAAGGUCGUUGCCGAGUCUUUUUUAACUCACCACUAUGUUUGACGAACGAGUUCUCCUUCGUUGCUGUGUGCUUAUUGUUGGUCUUUAUCUUCUUCCGGUUGUAGAGGCAGAUGUUAAGUUUACCAAGGAACCGUCAGAUCCAACCUACGUUAACAAUGGGACCAAUGCCAAACUGGUUUGGGA
Stylophora pistillata is the source of this 2722-nucleotide messenger RNA. Its product is annotated as tyrosine kinase receptor Cad96Ca. Gene Ontology annotation, biological process: multicellular organism development; positive regulation of kinase activity; protein phosphorylation. The record is from RefSeq and is a predicted model, not a curated record. Lineage: Eukaryota; Metazoa; Cnidaria; Anthozoa; Scleractinia; Pocilloporidae. Gene Ontology annotation, molecular function: transmembrane receptor protein tyrosine kinase activity; protein binding; ATP binding. Gene Ontology annotation, cellular component: signaling receptor complex; plasma membrane.